This is a messenger RNA of Saccostrea cuccullata (small rock oyster), 1226 nucleotides long. RefSeq lists its product as uncharacterized. Gene Ontology annotation, molecular function: carbohydrate binding. The record is from RefSeq and is a predicted model, not a curated record. The transcript is spliced from 4 exons. Lineage: Eukaryota; Metazoa; Mollusca; Bivalvia; Ostreida; Ostreidae. The coding region runs from base 160 to 579 and encodes 139 amino acids.
CAGAUGGUGAUUUCGUGCCUUUUGAUUGGCCACUUCUUUGACACGCCUUAAAACAUGGGUAUUUAAAUAUAUUCACGUGAAAUUAAAUUAAAAUAUUUCAUUCUGCUUUUGGCAUUAUAACUUUCAGAGAAGAUAAAAGAAGAAACUGAAAAUACAAAGAUGGGAUAUAUCCGUCUAAAACAUAUUGGAAAUGAAAUAGAGGUUGGUCAGAAGAUAACUUUCAGAGUGAAAUAUAACAAGAAAGGAAAUGAAAAACCGGGCGGAAUGGCCGUAAAUUUCAGACAAGAGAUGGGCGAAGGGAAGGAUAUCAUUCUGCAUUUUAAUCCAAGGUUUCCAUCAUAUCAGAUAGUUUUGAACUCUUUCGUAGAUGGUUCAUGGCAAAAGGAAUUUUUCAUUGGUGCGAAUCCAGCAGUAUUUUCCGACGAGUUUACACUAUCCUUGGACAUCAAAGAUACUAGAACUGUCUUGGUUAGAGUCCAAGGCGGAAUAUUGACGACUUAUACCUGCCCCCUAGACAUAACCAAUACUGAAUUCAUAGAGUUUUCUCCUGAAUACAGUAUCAGCGAAGAAUACAAUUAACAAUUGACAUACUGGUAGUUAUUAAGAAAGUUCGAGAUAAAAACUUAAAUCAUUCAGUUUUAACGAAACUUUAUGAAACUGUAACCCCAGAUUCUGAAGAAGAAAAAAUCCGAAUAAAAGUUGUAUCAUAUCUUUUGAAGAAUACUUAUUUUGUUAAAACAUGAACAAUAUUUGUGCAGAAUGACAAGACCUUGAACAUGAUAUUAAAAAAAACAGCGCUGACCUAUCAUUUAAGGGACUGAAAGGGGCCAAAAAAAUUAAAUCAAUAACUCUUUACAAGCAAUAUUUUUGUAUAAAAUUUUACUGGCGCAAAAAUCUUUAUUUUAAUAAUUUACAGCUAUAUCAUCUGAUUUUUACGUCAUGUUAAAUAAAUAGGGACCAAAAGGGCCAGAAAACUAAAUCUUCGACGCUUUAUAUUUGAAAAAGGAAAAUAUAUCGAUAAGUAAUAUUGAACAAAGAAGAUGUGUUUGUAAAACACAAUGCGCCCGGCGGCAAAAAAAGUUAAAAAAAUAUUUUUAGAAUUUAGGUCAAGUCAAGGUCACAAGGUUAUUGAUGUUGGUGUCAUUUGAAAGAACUUUUUUACUAAGUCCGCAUACCAAAUAUGAAGUCUCUAUCUCUCAUGGUUCAAAAGUUACGGUUAAGAUUUU